AUGAGCUGCGCAAGGCUGCAUCAGCGCAUCCAUCUGCGCGCGAUCGCGUUGACGACCACCAGCUACCCCGCACUCGUCCCUUCGCGCUCGUUCACGAACGCUGACACGAGUGUCAUGACAGCAAGCGCGGUGGCCGUUGCGCGUCGCGCAGCCGCCAACACCGGGGCCAGCGGCCUGACUACUACCCCGCAGGUUGUCCACUACUCCAAGCUUGGCAUGGAUGGCUUUACCGACAUCAAGUUCAACACGGCCGCCGACGAGCUGCUGGAGCUCGUUGAGACGAAGGUGGAUGCUCUCGACAGCGCGGCGGUGGAGGAUGUCAGCUGCAAUGGCGGUGUUCUGACACUCGAGACGACGGAUAGGGGCACUUUCAUCCUCAACAAGCAAGCUCCGAGUGUGCAGCUGUGGCUCUCCUCUCCUAUCUCCGGCCCCCAUCACUACGACAUGGUCACCAUGAUGCAGGACGGCCACGAGAAGGUGUCGUGGAAGUCGGACCAUGACGGACAUGACUUGGUGAAGAAGCUGGAGAAGGAGUUGACGGAGGUGCUCGGCACUGACCUCAAACUGUGA
This is a messenger RNA of Leishmania mexicana MHOM/GT/2001/U1103, 570 nucleotides long. Its product is annotated as frataxin-like protein. Lineage: Eukaryota; Euglenozoa; Kinetoplastea; Trypanosomatida; Trypanosomatidae. The record is from RefSeq and is a predicted model, not a curated record. Gene Ontology annotation, biological process: iron incorporation into metallo-sulfur cluster; intracellular iron ion homeostasis. Bases 1 to 570 code for a protein of 189 amino acids. Gene Ontology annotation, molecular function: 2 iron, 2 sulfur cluster binding; ferrous iron binding; ferroxidase activity. Gene Ontology annotation, cellular component: mitochondrion. The transcript has a single exon.